Drosophila novamexicana is the source of this 894-nucleotide messenger RNA. Its product is annotated as membrane steroid-binding protein 2. Bases 102 to 815 code for a protein of 237 amino acids. NCBI's taxonomy places the organism in Eukaryota, Metazoa, Arthropoda, Insecta, Diptera, Drosophilidae. The record is from RefSeq and is a predicted model, not a curated record. The transcript has a single exon.
GUGAAAUCAUUUCGAGAGUAACAUAUCAGCUCUGUGGAAUAAAAGUUUUUUCCAUAAUUUUUUCGAAAACCCAAAAAGUUGAAGCCGAAAAUUGACUAGCUAUGGCCGAGGAGAAUGGGCUAUUUGGUGCCGUCUUGAUAUUCGGUCUGAUUGUUGUGGGAUAUAUAUUUUGUCAUUGUUAUCAGAAGCUGAAGAAUCGCGUGUGCGGCGACAAGAAUGCGCGCAAGGAUCAGAAGGCGGCGCCAGAGUUGCCGCCCUUUCCGUUCACCAAAAUGACGGAAAAACAGCUGCUCGACUACGAUGGCAGUCGCAGCGACGGACGCAUUCUGAUCGCCUUCAAGGGCAAGAUCUAUGAUGUGUCCACCGGCCUUGAGGACUUCAGUCCCCAGGGCGUACUGGGCUGCGUGGCGGGACGAAACUUUUCCGAGUAUCUGGAGCGCACGCUGCAGCCGCGCGAAACCAAGAUCGAUUAUAUGGCACGCUGGGACAAGCUGCUCGAUAAGAACUAUCCCAUGGUGGGCGUGCUCACCGACGAGGAGGAGCAGGAUAAUAAAGGAACCGAGAGCAUGGAGGAGAACGAGGUCAAUGAAAAGACGGAGCAGGAGGGGCAGCUGCAGGAGGAGAAGCAAGAGGAGGAGGAGAACUUGGUGGGCAUCAUGGAUGAGCCCAACGAUAGCACCGAUGUCCAACUGGGCGACUGUCCGUUCGAUGAUGAAGCGGAAAUGUCGGUAAUAAAAUUGACUGAAACCAACGAAAUCUUGGAGGAUGAGCUGCCUCCGAUACUUGCCGCGGGUCUGGCUGAGAAAUCCUUGUAAAUUUUGUUCUCUUCCGUAUGUUUUGAAAUUGUUAUUCGUUCUUGUUCAAAUAAUACACGAGUUGCUAAGUGUUUCGAAA